Molecule: messenger RNA, 1106 nt
Organism: Prosopis cineraria
Lineage: Eukaryota; Viridiplantae; Streptophyta; Magnoliopsida; Fabales; Fabaceae
Product: annexin D3-like
Exons: 4
Coding region: 130-843 (237 amino acids)
Cellular component (GO): cytoplasm
Molecular function (GO): calcium ion binding; calcium-dependent phospholipid binding
Source: RefSeq, a predicted model, not a curated record
GUUCUUGGGACGUCUUAUGUCUGAAGCUUCUUUGGUAUUUUCUGUUUGGUUUCAUACACUCUUAACACCAAUUUUGUGGUGCUGAGUUGUACUAAUUAGAACUAAUAAUAUACACUUAAAAAUGAUCCUAUGUGGAUUAGUUCUAGUUUCAUAUAUAUCAUAGUCGAUGAUGAUGCUUCUGGGAAAAUGUACGUAGGAUUUGGAACGGAUGAGGAGGCAGUGAUAUCUGUACUGGGACACAGAAAUGCAAACCAAAUGAAGAAAAUUAGAGAAACCUAUCAUCAGCUUUACAAUGAAUCCCUCAUUGAUCGUCUACAUUCUGAACUAUCCGGAGACUUUAGACUUUUGGUGGGCCUAGUGAGCUCCUACAGGUAUGAUAAAGAAGUUGUGGAUCCCGAGGCUGCGAUGUUGGAGGCAGCAAGACUUAAUGAAGCCAUCAACAAGAAGCAAUUAGACCACGAUGACGUUUUUUGGAUACUUAGCACCAGAAAUGUUUUCCAGCUCAGGGCGACUUUUGCAUACUACAAGCAACUAUAUGGGAAUCCAUUGGAACAGGAUAUCAAAAACUGUGGAAAAGGAGAUUUGGAGUCUCUUUUAAAUGUGAUAGUGUGUUGCAUAGAUUGCCCCGAGAAACAUUUUGCUAAGGUUGUAAAAGACUCUAUAUGGGGGCUGGGAACUGAUGAAGAUUCUCUCACUAGAGCUAUUGUAACUCGAGCUGAAAUCGACCUUUCGAAAGUUGAAGUGGAGUAUGCCGCCAUGUACAAAUCCAGUCUUGAAGAUGAUACCUCAGGAGAUACCUCAGGAGACUACAGAAGGUUCUUGAUGACUUUGCUUGGGAAAUGAUCUGAUGCUUCAUGGCCUUAUUAAAACUUGUCUAUGGUUGUAUUCUAUUUGUGAUUUAUUUGAGACCGCUUGAUAGUCGUUAAGACUUUAAUUAAAAUAUAUGUUGCAGAAGUAAAGACUGGGACUAGAACCAAUGGUUUGUGAUUCUGAAUUGUUAACUGUUUGUAAAUAUUUAGUGGCAUGAUCUUUAUGUGAGAAGUUAGAGGACAUGGUAUAUGAAUAUCAAGGUGGUAUGGUGAAAAAUGUUGCCAACUUGACAAUCA